Messenger RNA from Cebus imitator (Panamanian white-faced capuchin), 1822 nucleotides. Its product is annotated as melanoma antigen preferentially expressed in tumors-like. The record is from RefSeq and is a predicted model, not a curated record. NCBI's taxonomy places the organism in Eukaryota, Metazoa, Chordata, Mammalia, Primates, Cebidae. Gene Ontology annotation, cellular component: cytoplasm. Bases 730 to 1224 code for a protein of 164 amino acids. The transcript is spliced from 3 exons.
UACAGGUGUGAGCCACCAAGACUGGCAAUUUCUGCUUUUAUAUUAUUUAUUUAUUUGUGUUUCUUUUGGAUUCCCUGGUUGUUCUUCUAUUAGAUUUUUGAGGCAAUGCUUUAAUUUAUUUAAUUUUAUUCUUUCAUUUUUACUGAUCAGAGUAUUUAGCGGUCUGAAUCUGCCUCCAAUCACUGCUUUAAAUAUCUUCUACAGAUUCUCAUACGUAAGCGCCCAUUGUCACUCUUCUUAAAUAUUUCUGUAACUUCAGUUUGUGUCUCCUUUUUAUCUCAACAUUUGCUUAACAGAAGGCUUAAACAUUUUUUUUUUCUAAGUAGAAGACCCUUUCUGAUUUCAGUUUCUGUUAGUAAGUUCUACUUUUGUUUCACCACGAUUGCAAAGGGUUGGGUGUAAUAUUUCUACUUCAUGGAAAUUAAUGAGGUCUUCACUGUGAGAUAAUUAUAAUCGUGUUUCAUUAACGUGCCAUCAGCUUCUGACAAGGUGGUUUAUCCUUCAUUUCCAAGGUGUAGAGUUAUGCGUGCAUGUGUGUGUGUAUCUAUGCCUAUGUGUAUAUACACACAUACAAUGUAUCUUAUGAAUUAUGUUGUUUAGAUUUUCUGUAUACUUCUCUUUAUUGUACCACCGGAUUUGCCUUGUACUGAGACUUGCCAUGUAUUAAAUCUCCUAUUACUACCGUGGUUCAACGCCUCCAUACUUUUUGGCCUUACGAAGGUGGAUGCUAUGUUUUCCCGAGGCUUAGGACUUGAAUGGAGAACUUGUCAUUUGGAAAUUCGUCAAAGAGUCCUGCUACCUCAUUUGUAUCCAGUGUAUGUGUCUCUCUGUGGACUUUCUACCAGAGACAUCACUGUCCUAUCCCAGAGCUCUCAGGUUACCCACCUAAAACUGUUGAGUCUGAGUAACAAUCAGAUGCCCUGGGAAGUUUCUGGGCCAUUCCUGGCUCUGCUGGAGAAGGUCUCAGGGACCCUGCAGCAUCUGGAGAUAGACAACUGCCUGAUAACUGAUUUUACUUUCUCUGUGGUCACCCCAGCCCUGAGCCACUGUUCCCACCUCUGUGUCCCUAGCUUUGUCUUCAACCCCAUUACAAUGCCGGUGCUCACAAGUCUUCUGCAGCGCUUAACAGCCUGGAUGGAGCUGAAGUAUGUGAUUUAUCCUGUUCCUGUCCAUGGCUAUAAACAAUGGCGUUGUCGUGGCAGUUUGGACAUAAAAGCUUGCUGAACUGCAGGCCCAAUUGAAGGUGAUGCUACAGGCAGUACAGCAGAACAACAUGAACUAGGACACCCAUCCUGAGUGAUUUUCACGGGACAAGGAGCUGUUUCAUCACUGACGUGUGGCCACUAAAACAGAAUGUUCUUGCCUGAAGCCCAGUUUUUAAAGACACAUAAUGUAAAAUUCUGCUAUUCCAGGAACCUGGUGUUAGGAAGAUUGGGUGUGUAACUGACCUCUAUAAGAGAAAAGCCCUAAGAAGAAAACAGCAGACAUUGAGAAGUGCUGUGGGUCUCUAGUCCAUUGUCCUCUACAUCCUCCAUCUCGUUACUGACCACAGUGUUGGGUAUGUGACGUGGGCUGACCCAGUCAUGGCACACCAUUUCCCCAUCCACACUGAUCGGUUCACUUAUGGGUACUUGACACCAGUCAGGACAAUUGAAACCUUUCCUGGAUGUUUUUCUGGAGUAGGUGCUGGUUACUGAAGCCAAUAAUAUUACUCACUGAAUUCCUUUGAUCUUCUUGUAUUCACGAUUGCCUCAGGCUGCUUAUGAGAAACCGCUGGCAAUUAAAAUGAUAAACAACAACAAUAAACAAACUAUGCCCACUA